GCCUCCACAUCCAAAGUGGCCUCAGGAGACAGACAGCUUUUGCCUUGCUGUCUUCUUCCAUCCCAAGCAACCUUGCCAAGCAACCUUAACAGCGAGGUAAGUGCUUGAAAGCAAGGACUCGAACCGCGAGCGUAAACAAAAAGCACAGAAAGGAAAGAAGAGAAAAAAAGAAGAAAAAAAACACACCUGUUAUCACCAGCCAUGUCCUGGCCGCGACCCCAUUGGCCCUGGAACGUGGAUGCUCGUCAUCCAUUUCCCGCUUCUGCCCUCCCAUCUGGCUUGGCACCCCCCUCCACUGCCCUCCACUGGUAGGAGGCCGUUGUAGCCGAGCUCGGCUCUCAGGCUGUGACUUGUCUUGUGUGCUAUUUUUCAUUUUGUCCGCCGCAAGCCUGCGCCCCUCGUUGGACGGACCGCCUCGGCUGCGUCCGUCCGACGAGGAUCAAAUAGCAGCACCGCCCGUGGCCUUUCCUAUGCUAGCCCUCUUUCCAGUCUAGCCAGGUACCUGUCCGACUGUUCUCGUUCCAUUCUGCCCAUCACACAUCCCGUCACAUCGCUCCUGGCCUGUCCCCCCCUCAUCCAUGCUGUGGGCCUGGGCGGAAUACCCUAGCCGUGAUUUUUUUGUUACUCUAUUUUUGUGUUUCUUUUUUUUCUGCUUUUUCUUUUUGCCUUGACAGCCUCCAGCCUCCCUUUCUACUUUCAGUCUUCCCUCGUUCGGUCUAUUGCCAGCCAAGGCCGCCACUUCUUGCCACGCCACUGCAAUCUUGCUUUUUCUCCCCUUUCCUUCUCCCUCCCUCGACGACUCCAUUUUGGAACGUUCCAAGAGGGGGAGGUCGGGUGACUAUGGCCUUCUGAUUGGGCACAUGGCGGCCGUUUGCCAACAGGCCCCAGUCACGUGAUCGUGACGCGCCAACCUCGCAACCACUCUCUCUUUUUCUCCCUUGCAGACCACCAUCUCUCCGACAGGACGACAUCUUCCUUCCUCCCCCAGUUUCCAGCUGCGCUCGCUCAGCCGCCUGGACACGCCUGUGCUGGCCUGAAGCCUGGAUUUCUGGUUGUUGGCAGGCAGCUCCUUUAGCUGGACACACCACCACCACCCCCAAAAACUCCACCCUCUACCCCCCCUAAAAGCGGCACUGCCCACCAACCGCGCCCAGCCCUCCCCACUCCCCCAAUCAUGGUGCUAUUAAUCGACAAGUGGCGGGGCCGGAUACAGCUGCUCUCCCACACACAAAAUAGCGUCGUUUACGCAGUCGACACCGACGACGGCGUCGGUGAGGGCCGCGCCAACGAGACCGCCACCGUCCUGAAAGGAUGGGCCGUCUGGUACCGCGGCGAGGAGCCCCUGGGCCCCCUUCGCCCCCCUGACAUCGCCGACUGGAUCGUCCGCCGUGAGGCCGCGAUCUACGAGCAGGUCGGCCGGCACGACCUGAUCGUAAACUACCUUGGCCUCGAGGUCGCCGUCCUCAGGGGCGCCGGCCCGGAGCCCAAGGCCUGGGCCAUCAGGCUGGAGCGAGCCCCUGGCAAGGCCCUCCGCAGCUACCUGCGCGGGCCCGCCCCCUCGGAGCGCGCAAGACUCGACCUCUGCCUGCAGUUCGCCCGCGCCGUCGCCCACGUCCACUCCCGGGGCGUCGUCUGGGGCGACCUCUCCACCCGGAACGCCCUUGUUUUCAGCUGUCCCACCCCGAACCCCAGGGGCGGGGCCGCCGGCCGGAGCAGCGACGCCGCAGCCUCGCAGGCCUCGUCCUCGUCGUCGACGGCGCCUCCGUCGUCUCAGCAGUCGGCGUCCUCCCCUUCGGCCCCGUGGCGGAUCAAGCUCUGCGACUUUGGUACCGCGGCGCUGUUCGAAAACUACGACAAGGACUACUGGGGCGCCGAGGUCCGCUACACCCCUCCGGGCCCCUCGGCGCACCUCGACAAGAGGGGCGACAUCAAGGACGUGGGCAUCAUCCACCGCGAGCUCUUCGCCCUCGGGUCCGCCAUCUGCGAGAUCACCGAGUGGACCGUGCCCUACGGCCCGGAGCACGAGGUCACGUAUGAGGAGGUGCAGGCCAUGUUGCUGGCUGGCGAGUGGCCCGACAUAUCCCUGGACAACCCGGCCGAGGAUAUCAUACGCCGCUGUUGGGACUACCAGUACGUGGCGGCCUCGGAAAUCGUCGAGGACCUUGAGAGUAUCAUUAGCCAGAGUACAGCCCCGCAACAGGAUGGAUAAAGGUGUUUUUCAUUUUUUACAGGACUUGCUUUUCUUCUCUUCUUUCCAUCCUUCCCCCUUCUUUUUUCACAUCUUUGCUUUCAUUCUUAUCCUUCCCUAAGAUGGAACGUGACAUGAUAGGUUAUUUUACCCGGGCGAAGCGUGCUCUGUCAGCUCUCAGUUCGAGCUCAAGGUUGUUCAAUGGUUUGGUGCGUAAAGAAGAGAGCACAAAUUUGACGAUGUAAUGACCACAAAAAAAAUCCGAAACACCGGAUACACCCCCUCUUGUGAUUCCGAGGCACAAUCGACCACGUCUGUGCUCCCGAUGCAACCGGACAUGAGGAUCUGGAAAUAUGGGCCCUUGGUGCUCUCCCCCCUUUGUUAUUCGACUCUCCUCGCUUGGGCCUCCGGGUCAAGAGUUUUGGGCUGCAUCUCCUCACCCGCCCCGUCCGGAGACGUCACUGCCGAGCGGUUCCUCCUCAGGAGGUGUAGCAGAUAGAUACCCUCGACCACGCCUUUGCCCCUCUCGCCCUCCUCAUCGGAAGGCUCUUGGUUCUGCGCGUCCCUGGUGAUCUUCACAUUGCCCAGGAG
This is a messenger RNA of Gaeumannomyces tritici R3-111a-1, 2779 nucleotides long. RefSeq names its product serine/threonine protein kinase. The transcript has a single exon. Lineage: Eukaryota; Fungi; Ascomycota; Sordariomycetes; Magnaporthales; Magnaporthaceae. The coding region runs from base 1175 to 2209 and encodes 344 amino acids. Gene Ontology annotation, biological process: protein phosphorylation. Gene Ontology annotation, molecular function: protein kinase activity; ATP binding. The record is from RefSeq and is a predicted model, not a curated record.